Maniola jurtina (meadow brown) is the source of this 1906-nucleotide messenger RNA. RefSeq names its product putative neutral sphingomyelinase (gene nSMase). The transcript has 6 exons. Lineage: Eukaryota; Metazoa; Arthropoda; Insecta; Lepidoptera; Nymphalidae. The record is from RefSeq and is a predicted model, not a curated record. Gene Ontology annotation, molecular function: sphingomyelin phosphodiesterase activity. Bases 115 to 1302 code for a protein of 395 amino acids. Gene Ontology annotation, cellular component: cytoplasm.
AAAUAUACUCUUUGUUGUGUACGAAAACUUAAUUCAUCUACACUUUACUUCUAACGUGUAAAAGUUAAUUUUUUCAUAAAUUAUUAAUUAAUUUUUUAGCUGCUAUUGUGUAAAAUGGAGUUAACAUUGAAUGUAUUUACAUUGAACUGCUGGGGUAUUCCAGUUAUUUCAAAGAAUCGAAAAGAGAGAAUAGAGGCGAUCGCAGACUAUUUAUCAAAAGCUCCUCACAAUAUUGUUUGCCUUCAAGAGGUUUGGAGCGAAAAGGACUAUUUGUAUUUGAAGGAGCAUCUACGAAUUAAUCUCCCAUUUUCACAUUAUUUUUACAGUGGUGUUCUUGGUUCUGGCCUGUGUGUGUUUUCAAAAUGGCUUAUCCAAGAUGUAUUCUUUCACCAGUGGCCGCUUAAUGGCUACAUUCACAAGAUACACCAUGGUGACUGGUUUGGAGGCAAAGGCAUUGGACUGUGCAGAAUCAAAUGCAAUGAUAGACUGAUUAAUGUGUACUGCACUCAUCUGCACGCAGAAUACAAUGUAGAUGACAUAUACUUAGCCCAUAGAGUCUUACAAGCAUAUUCCACUGCAGAGUUUGUCAACCUGACCACACCACCAGCAGAUGUCUCCAUAUUGGCUGGAGACCUCAAUACUGCUCCUGGGGACAUAUCUUUCAGGUUAAUUUCCCAGCUACCAUCGUUAGUGGAUCCAUGUAUUCUAAGUCAUUGUAAGGAUGGAGCUGUUAAACCCGCGGGAACCUGCGAUAAUAUUAACAACAGUUACUCUGAUCCUGAACUAGUCAAAACAUGUCCAGAAGGGAAGAGAAUAGAUCACAUUCUGUUCAAUGUGCAUCCAACAUUAGAGGCUGACGUCGUGAACUUCGGAAAUCCUUUAGAAGACAGGGUGCCUGGAAAAACGUUCUCCUAUUCAGACCACAAUGCUGUCGCCUUAGAACUUAAAGUAAAAUUUACUGAAAAAUUGAAACAAAGACAGCAAAGCGCCGAAGAACGUUUCCAAGAGACAAUUGAUGAAGCUAUUAAAAUCUGCAAAGAAGCUACCAUAGCUAUAACGAGUACAAAAAAACUGUUUCUGACAACUGGCAGUCUUAUAUUCAUUUUUCUAUUAGGCUCUGUUGGCUUCUGGCCGAAUAACUUAAUAAGUGAUGUAUUGAAAAUAAUAAUGACAGGAAUUUGCAUGUAUUACAUUACUAUGGGGACUUUAUGGAACAAAAUUGAAAUGAACAGUCUCAAAGCUGGAUUAUCUGCUAUGGAAAAUUUCAGAACAAGCAGAAGGGAUGUAAAAUGGUUCGAUUAAUUCAAAUAGGAAGCAAAUGGCAACUUGUGGGUUUUUACCAAUGAUUUUAAUGAUAAAAUUAUGUAUGGACUUUGAAUGUAAGCAAAUAAUAUGAAAUGUACUUAUCAGUAUUUUUAUACGUAACUUAAUAAAUACCAUAUCAAUUUAGCUGUAUCUAUAGUUAAUAUGAGAUUAUGAUUACUAUUUUUAUCAUAUGUUUAAUUUUAUUUAAUAAAUAAAAUGCUAAUAUAUACAUUCCCAGUAAUCAUUAAAAAGUAAAUAACUUACUGAUCAUAAAAUAAGUAAUUUAGGCCAUAUUUUUAUGUAAUUUAUAUGUAAAUAAGUGUUAAAAUGUUCUAAAAUUAUGAAGCUCAGAAAUUAUUAUGCAAUCAAAUGUGAUAUAAUGUCUAAAAGCCAUUUCUAUGUACGUAUAGAUUAAUUUGUAAUAUACAAGUAGAUUAAUAUCGCCUAACAGAAUCAAGCUGUAACAAAAAUCACAGUAUAAACUAAAAGUAAAACUCAUUUAAUAUUAUUAUGUGUUAACACGAUUAAAUCAUGUUAUUUUGAUGACUCUUUGAAUGUUCAGAGAGAAAAAAAACAUAAUAUAUAAGAAUAUCAGUUUAAA